Messenger RNA from Haliotis rubra (blacklip abalone), 1149 nucleotides. Its product is annotated as ankyrin repeat domain-containing protein 50-like. The transcript has a single exon. The record is from RefSeq and is a predicted model, not a curated record. Lineage: Eukaryota; Metazoa; Mollusca; Gastropoda; Lepetellida; Haliotidae. Gene Ontology annotation, molecular function: protein binding. The coding region runs from base 1 to 1149 and encodes 382 amino acids.
AUGGCGAAGUAUAUCCUUUCCCAAAACAUCGUGGACAUUAACAGUAGAACACAUAAGGGAGCAACCCCGCUGAUGAAGGCCGCAUAUAAGGGACACAAAGACGUUUUUGAGUACCUCGUGAAUAAGAGAGCUAAUGUGUCACACGUAGAUGAUAACGGAGACAACAUACUUCAUUAUGCCUCAAUUUUGGGACAUGCAGAGAUCGUUCAGUAUAUCCUAUCACAAGACCUGGUGGAUAUUAAUAGUAGAGGAAAAUACGAGAGGACACCAUUGAUGAGAGCGGCGUAUUAUGGACAUAGAAAAGUGUUUGAUCUUCUUGUGAGCGAAGGUGGUCUAACUCACUUAGUGGAUUAUAAGGGUAACAACAUCCUUCACCUGGCCGCAUUUGAUGGACAGGUCGAGAUGGCGAAGUAUAUCCUUUCCCAAAACAUCGUGGACAUUAACAGUAGAACACGUAAGGGAGCAACCCCGCUAAUGAAGGCCGCAUAUAUCGGACACAAAGACGUUUUUGAGUUCCUCGUGAAUAAGAGAGCUAAUGUGUCACACGUAGAUGAUAACGGAGACAACAUACUUCAUUAUGCCUCAAUUUGGGGAAAUGCAGAGAUCGUUCAGUAUAUCCUAUCACAUGACCUGGUGAAUAUCAACAGUCGGGGACGAUACGGAGCUACCCCACUGAUGAAGGCUGCUCAUAAGGGACACAUAGAUAUUUUCGAGUACCUCGUGAAUACGAAAGCUAAUGUGUCACUUUUUGAUUUUGAAAGAGACAACAUACUUCAUUAUGCCUCAAUUGGGGGACAUAGACACAUUUGUCAGUAUAUCCUAUCGCUAGAUCUGGUAAAUAUCAACAGCAGAGGAAAAUACGGGAGGACAGCCUUGAUGUGGGCGGCAUUUUAUGGACAAAGAAAGGUGCUUGAUCUGCUUGUGAGUAAAGGUGGUUUAACUGACUUAGUGGAUGCUGAGGGUCAAAGCAUCCUUCAUGUGGCGUCCUCAGGCGGACGUGUGGAGAUGGUGAAGUAUAUCCUGUCACAGAACCUGGUCGACAUAAACGCCAGGGACAAGGAAGGGGACACAGCAGCCAUGAUAGCAAUACGUAAUGGAAAACUUUCCGUGUAUAACCUUCUUGUUUCGCAGGGUUGUCUAGUAAUAUAA